UUUUUUUUUUUUGAAACGUUUAUUUUACAGAUUUGCUUUUAACUUUUUACAUUUUAUUUUGUCUACUUAUUUAAAAUGAACAAAAUUAACUUAACCAACAUAACAAAUAAUGAAAUAUUUACUUAUUCAACUAUUUUAAUUAAAGGAUUUGUCGACAUAAACAAUGAAUCAAAUAUAAUACUUAAACAUUACUCAAACAAUGGUAAACAGUUGGCCGAAUCUCGCUGGACAGUUAAUAAAAAUAAAUUUAAAAUAAUAAUAGAAUUAAAAAUUGGUGAUAAUAUGUUGGUUUUUAAAAUCGCCAAUGAAGUCUUACACACAAAAUUGGUAUACAAACAAAGAGUGACUAACUACACUGUAUGCCCAGUUUAUGUAAUUUGUGCUGAUCAUGAUGGUAGAUUCCAGGCCCCUGUAGAUCAUGAUAAUUCUGUUCAAAAUGCUUGCACUAAAAUAACAUUAUGUUCCAAAUUGAUUCAAAUGUUGACAGCUGAAAAAAUGUAUGAAAAAGGUUUUGGAAAGAAAACAUUUCAAGUUGAAAAAGAAUGUCGUAUCAUUAAAAGCUCCUUAACGAGGCGUACAGUAUUUAACAUGCAUCCUGAAAAAUUAUGGGAGUUUAUAGCUAGGGAGUUGACUAAUGGCCAAAAUUCUAAAACUAGAAAAUAUUUAGCCUUCCUAUCAUGUACUUAUUGGGAUGGACAGAAUUUACAUGGACAUGUUGCAUUGGGUGGUGGUGGACUGGCAUUGUUUGGAACGGGUUGUCUCUACACUUGGCCUAGUAAGUUAGAGGAAGUUUUACCAUGUUUCAUGAAUAUGGCAAAAGUCGAUACUGGCACAUUAUUGGAUGACAGCUGUUUCAGAGGAAAUUUUGGUGGAUGCUUUAGCACCACUUUAGGUUCUGUAUGGCAUGAAUUGGGACAUACAUUCGAUUUAGGUCAUUCAAAAUAUGGUAUAAUGGGAAGAGGAUUUGAUAAUGUUCAUUUAAUUUUUACAUUGGACAAUAAAAAUAUUGCUCAAGAAAUAAAGCCAGCUAACAAAGGCUAUAUAAUAUGUAUUGAAAAUUAUUCAAAUACAAUUAAUAUGAAGGAUGAUAUGUCUAAUAAUAAUAAUGCAAAUGGAAAUGAAGCAAUAGAUGAGUAUGAUUCAAAACAUAUAAUAUGUUGGUCUAUGGGAUGUGCAUCAAUACUUUACUUUCAUAAAUGGUUUAAUGAUUUCAAAGAAGAAAACAACAAUGAAAACACAAUUGAUUAUGUAGCAAAAAGAAAUGUAUUGACUUCAAGAAAUGGUUUAAGAGUAGUUCAACUAAGGAGAGAGGAUGGACUUGUCAUGCAUUCGUGGGAAUUUGUUAAAAAUAAUAACAAACGUACAUUCAUUCUUCCAGUACAAUUAGCAAAUAAUGGAUUUGAGAUGGGCGUACCAAAUUUGGCCUUCUGAAGUAGAUAAGUGUUGAACCAAAUUUUGAAUAUGUUGCUUCUUGAGUUCUUGACUAAUAUAUUACGGAGUUCCGAGCCCUGUAUAUAACCUUAAAUUAGUUCCUAUAUUUAUUUGAAGAAUAAAUUUCUAAAGUUGAUAUUAGUUAAUGUAAAAUUUAAUUAAUUCAUUUAGCAGUUACUUGUAGUUAAUUUGUUUCUAACAAACUAUUUUAAUUUUAAACUCAGAUAUUCAUAUUUAUAA
Rhopalosiphum maidis (corn leaf aphid) is the source of this 1671-nucleotide messenger RNA. Its product is annotated as putative zinc metalloproteinase C607.06c. The record is from RefSeq and is a predicted model, not a curated record. The transcript has 6 exons. NCBI's taxonomy places the organism in Eukaryota, Metazoa, Arthropoda, Insecta, Hemiptera, Aphididae. The coding region runs from base 76 to 1431 and encodes 451 amino acids.